Messenger RNA from Enterobius vermicularis (human pinworm), 2118 nucleotides. The record is from the annotation of a GenBank genome assembly. Lineage: Eukaryota; Metazoa; Nematoda; Chromadorea; Rhabditida; Oxyuridae.
CGUGUAAUUGUUUUGCUCAUUCAGGCAGUUUUGAACUUCUCAUUUUAUCUGACAAUUGGAAGAAUGGAUGAAGCAUUUAAAGAAAUAAAGUUUAUCAAAAGCGAUAAGGUUUGGGAACAUAUGGCGUUAAUGUGCGUCAAAACUAGGCGACUGGAUGUUGCACUGAUUUGCUUGGGGAACAUGGGAAAUGCUCGAGCAGCGCGUGCAGUACGAGAUGUAAUGGAUUCUGGAGAACCUAAUGAGAUACAAAUCGCGUAUCUCGCAAUUCAACUUGGGCUUUAUGAUGAAGCGCAGAUGCUUUUUAAAAAAUGUGGUCGAUAUGAUCUUAUAAACAAGUUUUUUCAAUCAUCCAACAAUUGGAAAAUGGCAAUGGAUACAGCGAAUCAGUACGAUCGAAUACAUUUACGGAAUACCCAUUACCUAUAUGCAGCUGAUUUAGAGUUAAAUGAAAACAUUGAAGAGGCUAUUAAACACUACGAAAUUUCUCACACACAUUCUGAAGAGGUGCCGCGAGUACUGAUCGACAAUCCCAAAAGACUAGAAUCUUAUGUGCAAAAAAACAAAGACCCUAAGUUAAAGAAAUGGUGGGCACAAUAUUUGGAAAGCCAUGGCGAUACUGAUGCAGCACUCCGCUUUUACCGUCAAGCAUCAGACCAUUUAUCCAUAGUGCGACUGUUAUGCUAUGACAAUAAAAUUGAAGAAGCUAAAGAGAUGGCAGAAAGCAGUGGUGAUAGAGCAGCGUGCUAUCAUUUAGCUCGAUAUUUUGAGAAUAAUUCUGACGCCAAAAGUGCUGUUUCCUUUUUUGCUAAGGCUCAUGCUUAUAACAGUGCUAUUAGGAUUGCAAAGGAAAACAAAAUGGUUGAUCAACUUGCGAAUUUAGCUUUAGUGGCUGGAGAGAGCGACAUGCUGGAGGCUGCAAGAUUUUAUGAGCAGAUACCUGGCCAAACAGAUAAGGCAGUUAUGCUGUAUCAUAAAGUCGGAAUGAUCGGAAAAGCGAUGGAACUGGCUUUCGCAACUGAACAGUUUACAGCGUUAGAUUUGAUUGCUAAAGAUUUAAACGAAUCUUCUGAACCCAGAGUACUUGAAAAAGCUGCAGUAUUUUACGCGAAUACCCAACAAUAUAAUCAGGCGUUGAAAUUGUUAGCAUAUGCAAAAAACUACGUCGGAGCGAUUGAAUUCUGUAAACAAUAUAAUGUACCGAUAACCGAGGAAAUGGCAGAACUGUUGACUCCACCAAAAGAAUCGAUGAAGAGUACAGGAGAAUGGUGUGAAAUGCUACGAAAUAUAGCUGAAUGUUGCGUAAUGCAACAAAAUUACUAUUCUGCAGCUAAAAAAUAUACCCAAGCAGGUGACAGAGUUGAAGCAAUGCGUUGCUUAUUGAAGACAGGGAACACCGAGAAGAUAAUAUUUUUUGCAAAUACAGCUCGAGAUCCAAACAUAAAUAUUUUGGCUGCAAAUUAUUUGCAAACCUUAGACUGGAAGAACGACGAAAAUAUCUUGAAACAUAUUGUUUUACUGUAUACCAAGGCCAACGCUUAUGAGCAUUUGACUGGUUUUUAUGAGGCUUGUGCAGCGGCUGAAAUUGACGAUUACCGCAACUAUGAGAAAGCAUGUGCAGCUCUGAUUGAAGCUCAGAGAUGUCUGUCAAAGGCACUAGAAAAAGAUCCAAAGAACGCCAUCUCGUUGAUGGAAAGGCAAGAAGGGCUGAAGAAAGCGAUACUAGACAUUAAAAAAUUUAUGGCUAUUAGAAAUGUUUACGAUGAAGACCCGUUUGAUGCUGUAAGGCAAGUAGAAGCUCUGAUCAAUGAUAAAGAAGGAGUUAAGUAUGUACGUGUGGGCGACCUUUACGCAGUUUUGGUGGUACAUAAUGUUAGAAACGAAAACUACAGAAAGGCUUAUGCACUGAUAAAGCAACUACAAGAACAAGAAGCUGGGGUUGAUAUUAGACGUCAUAUUAACACCCAAAUAAUUGAUAAAAUAUGUGAUGAAACUGGAAACCCAAGAUUCACCGGAGUUACGACAGAUUCUGACGAGGGCGAAGAACAAGCUGGAACUGUAGACUACAGCUAUGCCAUGAAACGACGCGAAAGGGUUUUGACUGAUGCGGCUGAACAGUAA